AUGGUUAAUGAGUCCUCAAAUUUGAAUGAGCUGAACCUUGUUCAGGUUCUUGAGCAGGCUAGUGAUGCUAGACACAUCGGAUCUGAAAGCCAAAAAUUGGCAGAACAUCAGCUAAAAUUGUGGGAGACAGAAAAAGGAUUCCAUUUUCUUUUGCAAUCCAUAUAUCUAGAUCUAUCCAUCUCGUUGAACAUCCGGUGGCUCGCCAUCAUUCAAUUUAAAAACGGCGUGGAAAAGUACUGGCGUUCUACCAGAGUCCAUGCUAUCUUGAAAGACGAAAAAGCUUCUAUUAGGGCACGAUUAUUCGAUCUCAUUGAUGAAAAUAACAGUCAAUUAUGCAUCCAAAAUUCGCAAGCCACAGCGCGCAUAGCCCGUCUGGACUUUCCCGGAGACUGGCCCAACCUUUUUGAAAUCCUUGAGCAAUUAUUCGAGAAUGAUUCGAUACUACGUGACAAUAUUAAGAUGUAUAAUCUUUUACUGAUCACUAAUCAGGUUGUCAAAGUUAUGGCCACUGCAAGAAUCGGUAGAUGUCGACCAGCCAUGCAGAGUAAAACACCUCUUAUUUUUUCUUCAAUCGUCAGAACCUACAUCAAGGCGUUCAAUGAAUGGACCUCGGCAACCAGUGUUGAUGAGGACAGCUUAUCUCAAAUUCAGGUAUCCUACCUUGCACUAAAAGUCCUGAGGCGUCUAACGAUUGAAGGUUACGAGUCACCGCACAGAAAUGAGCCCACUCGAGAAUUUUUACAGAUUUCCAUCGGUCAUUUUGAGACCCUCCUUUCACAUUACGAUAAUUACAAAAGUUUUGAUUCCUUUGAAAAAUUUGUACGAUGCUUUGGAAAGUUAUACUUCAACCUCAUAUGCACAUCGCCAUCAAAUUUUAUCCUUUUACCUUGUUCGCCGCAAAUUUUGAUUGCCUUCACAAAACUGUUGAUCGACCGCGCUCCCGACGUUUACAAUGAAAAUGCUGAAAUAAAUGGCGAUUUCUGGGAGCAAAUAGCCAUCCGUGGGCUCUUGAUAUUGAAAAAGUUAAUCAACUUCAUCCACAAGAAAGGAGCAGUUACGAUAAGAGCCAAAAACGAUAAGGCUGAAGUAGAUGCCGCUAUCCAGAGGAUCUCAGUAGACUUUCUGAAUGAGCAGCUUGUUAAAAAGUGGGUGGAUUUACUAAUGGAAUGGUAUAUCAAAUUGAGGCUGUCAGAGCUCGAGAACUGGUCUCUUGACCCUGAGGAGUGGAUGAAUGAACAGCUUUCCACCAGUUACGAAUACCAAAUAAGGCCUUGUGCAGAAAACUUUUUUCAGGAUCUCAUCAGCACAUUCCCAGAUUUACUGGUACCUUAUCUUCUAAACAAAAUUCAGACAGAAGUGAGGCAGUUGAGUAACACCAUGGAAGACUUGUUGAGAAAAGAUGCUAUUUUCGCAAGUUUCCAACUUAGUGCGACUACGAUAAGUGACUCAGUUGACUUUGAUUCUCUACUCGUCGAUGUCUUCCUACCGGAGGCAACCAGCUCGCAUAUCUCUCCAGAGCACACCAAGAUACUGAAGAGAAGAAUUGCGCUAGUUAUAAAUGAAUGGUGCACUGUGAAGUGCUCAGAAGAAAGCAAGCAAACGUGCUAUAAAUUCUUUUUACAGCUCUUGACCUCAGAAACUGAUCGGGUGAUACUAUUGACCUCGGUACAGACUCUUAGAACCUUAGUUGAUGAUUGGAAUUUCAAAAAGCAUGCAUUCCAGCCCUUUUUGGAUGACUUUGUCUUCGUUUUACUAAAAAGGAUACUACCCUCCGUAUCUCUCACCGAAACCCGCUUAUAUGUGCUCAAUACAUUGAGUGACAUUAUUAUCCAAACUAAGCCUUUAGUCACCAAAACCGUCCUCGUGGAGAUUCUGCAGGUGAUUCCUGAAUUAUGGGAGCUUUCCAUCAAGGAGCCUGGCGAGUCAAUAUUGACGAAUGCUCUAUUAAGACUUUUGCGACACCUGGUGGACUCCCUGGGUAAGCAUUCCUCUGCCACUUGGCAAAUUGCCUUACCCAUUACACGCGUUGCCUGUGACUCAACCUCUGCAUUUUAUUCUCUGCUCUACGAAGAUGGAUUUGAGUUAUGGCAAAGCCUACUGCAAAACUACUCAGUAGAAGAGCAACAACUUGAUACCUUGUUUUUCGAUAUUAUUCCAUUUUUGGACAAUGCCGUGCAAAAUCAAACUGAGAUUUUACCUACUCUCAUAGAGAUUGUUAAGAGCUAUACCUUGAUUUUAAGUGCUGAGCAGUUCAUGAAACUUGAAUCGUUUGCGCAUAUCAUAGCGUAUUUGUCAAAGUAUUUGCUAAAGCUUCGUGAUGAUUCCUUCGACCUAUUUCUCACAAUUUUAGAUGUCAUCACGUUGGUACAAAACCAAAAUGAUGUAAACUCUCUUACUGAAUUUUUGUCGAGGUCGGGAACGUUUACUGCCAUAUUCGAUGCUCUUUUUUGUGAAGAACCCGUCUCAACUUUUCAAGCUGGUCAACUGCUUAAAGUAAUGGCCAGAAUUGCAUUUCUCAGCCCGCCCACUGUGUUACAGAUACUUGAGGAAUAUCAAUCUUUGUUGCCAACGAUACAGCAAAAUGCCUAUGCCUCGUUAGAACAAAGAAAAACUCUUUACAGUGAUUCACCCUUUAAUGACCUCGUUGCCAGAUUUCUGAGCACUUGGAUUGUUUCUUUCAAAGACUUUUACGAGCCCAAGACCAAAAAAAUCCACAUUCUUGGUCUUUCGUCCAUGCUCCAAACUCUGGUAUUGCCCGUCCUAGCGGAAUUUCCAACCAUUGUCGCUAUAUGGGUCGAACUAUUAGAAGAGAUAAACGAAACAGCAGAGGGGGACUGCGAAAAGUUUCACCUUAAGGAUGCCGACUUCGGAAGGGAACUUGGUGACGAAUACAUUCCGUCAUGUGAACAACUGCGGAUUGGAGAGUUAUCGAAAACAAGAGACCCUGCUCACAAUGUGAGUCUGAAAGCGCACAUCAAUCAAACACUCGAAGUUUUGCAGAGUGGGUUGGGGGCUCAGUUGGGGGAGCUCUUGUCAUCCGUAGACGACGCGUUGCUGGAGAGUCUGAAGGUUUACUUGUCUAUACCCUCCCAAAUCCAUGAAUGA
Molecule: messenger RNA, 3105 nt
Organism: Lachancea dasiensis
Lineage: Eukaryota; Fungi; Ascomycota; Saccharomycetes; Saccharomycetales; Saccharomycetaceae
Source: the annotation of a GenBank genome assembly